This is a messenger RNA of Lycium barbarum (goji berry), 1384 nucleotides long. Its product is annotated as probable protein phosphatase 2C 72. Gene Ontology annotation, molecular function: protein serine/threonine phosphatase activity. The coding region runs from base 36 to 1034 and encodes 332 amino acids. Gene Ontology annotation, biological process: protein dephosphorylation. NCBI's taxonomy places the organism in Eukaryota, Viridiplantae, Streptophyta, Magnoliopsida, Solanales, Solanaceae. The record is from RefSeq and is a predicted model, not a curated record. The transcript has 5 exons.
AACAAGGAAAAAAGAAUAGAAAAGAGCAUUUGACAAUGGGUAUCUGCGUAUCAACUGCAUCUUAUGAGAUUCAUGCUGUUGAUUUUGGCAAUGAAAAUGUGGUUCACUAUGAAGACAACAACAAUGGGUACCAACAAGUUGGUUCUGUUUUUUCUCAACAAGGAAACAAAGGAAUCAAUCAAGAUUCUGCAAUUCUCUAUCAGGGGUAUGGUGUAGAAAAUGGAGUUUUUGGUGGAGUUUUCGACGGGCAUGGAGAGAAUGGACACAUAGUCAGCAAGUUAGUUAUGAAUAAGUUGCCAUCUUUGCUUCUGAAACAUGUUCUUUCUCUGCCAAAGAUCACUUCUCCAAAACAAAAUGUGAAAGCUGUUGAUGAUAAGAAUUUUAACAAAUGGAAAGAGGCUUGUUUGAGUUCCUUUAAGGUAAUGGAUAAAGAUAUUAAAAGCCUUGAGAAAUUGGACUGUUCUUGCAGUGGAACUACUGCUGUGGUUGCUAUAAGACAGGAUGAUGAUCUGAUUAUCGCUAAUCUUGGCGAUUCUCGAGCUGUGCUAGGAAGAAAGACAGAGGAGGGAGUAAUUGAGGCUGUUCAGUUCACUAUUGAUUUGAAGCCUAGCCUGCCUUCUGAAGCAGAAAGAAUAAGAAAGUGUGAUGGCAGAGUGCUUGCAUUAAAAGAAGAACCACAUAUACAAAGAGUGUGGUUACCUCAUAAAGAUGCUCCAGGACUAGCCAUGUCUAGGGCCUUUGGAGAUUUCAUGUUAAAAGACCAUGGCAUAAUCUCCAAGCCUGAUGUCUCCUAUCACCAUAUAUCUUCCAAUGAUCAGUUUCUCGUUCUAGCAACCGAUGGGGUGUGGGAUGUGCUGAGCAACGACCAAGUCGUCUCGAUAGUGAGCGCAACAAAUAAUGCAGCAGCAGCCUCAGAGGCAGUGGUACAGGCUUCUUUAGAUGCAUGGAAACAGAAGUUUCCAAACAGCAAGAGAGAUGACUGCGCUGUCAUCUGCAUAUACUUGCAACUGCAAGCAUGUUUGUCCGAUAAAUAGUACUUAAGCAACCGCUAUAAGCAAUUAAUGGCUUUUCUUAUUAUACUAAUUUCAGAUUGCAAAAACCGCAGCAUAUGUCAAAGCUACGGGUUGGCUACCUGCCAUCCUUUUGGAUGCUGCAAGUGCAAUUUAGUAGUACUAGUAUGGUCAUGGCAAAAUGUAAAGCUUGUUAUCCAUCUUGUUUUAGUGUUCUAUUAAGAACUGUGGAUAGCUAGUUGUCUUGAAUGUACGCAAAUUUUCAGCUAAACGUGAGAUGUUUUAACUGAUUGUGUAAAUCUAUCAGUAAUCUUGAAGAGUGUGUGCUCUAUUUUGGGGGCAAUACAGUAUAUUUAUGUUCUUUUCACAGGCCA